Messenger RNA from Xenia sp. Carnegie-2017, 2394 nucleotides. RefSeq lists its product as uncharacterized. Gene Ontology annotation, cellular component: nucleus; cytoplasmic ribonucleoprotein granule. The coding region runs from base 169 to 1944 and encodes 591 amino acids. NCBI's taxonomy places the organism in Eukaryota, Metazoa, Cnidaria, Anthozoa, Malacalcyonacea, Xeniidae. The record is from RefSeq and is a predicted model, not a curated record. Gene Ontology annotation, molecular function: RNA endonuclease activity; mRNA binding; metal ion binding. The transcript is spliced from 3 exons.
CCACUGGUAAAAUGCUAAACAACUUCCCGUUUCAUACAUUAUAAACAGCUCGAACACGUCUUCCUCUUCAGUUUUAAAACAAUUUUAUAUCUUGUAGUAGUUGCUGUGGCGUGAAAUGCUCGCUACAGAUCAUAGAUAAAUACAUAUAUUCUCACUACGCGAUACAAAAUGGAGUUUGUGAUUGAACAAGAAAAACGCGAUAUUGUUGAGAAGUUUAGAUUAAUCAUCCAAGAAAGAUUUAAUGUCAACCUUUCCUUGGCAAAUGGUACCGGGAAUAAAAUCUGGAUUACUUUGUUAGGAGAACAUGUAGACAAGGCUAGGAGCUAUGUUAAAGCUUUAACCAAUCCAGAAAAACGUCAGGAAAUUGCAAUACCAGCUUCUCUAGUAAAUAUCUUUGCACCUCAAAGCAAGGAACAUAUUCAACUGGAAUCUGAAUAUGGAGUGUAUGUUGAGUUUCCAACACCCAAUAAAGCUAUCAUUUCGGGUGAUACAAUUGAAGUGACAAUCUUGGCAGUAUCCAGAUUAGAGAAUCUCAUUUUAAACCACCGUGCUAACUCUCAAACUCAACCAACUGAAGUUAAAACAUUUAAAUCUGAUAAAAACCGAGCUCUUGAAGAUUUUGCUCUCAAACUUGGCUAUGAACAAAGUCAGAUAAAUAUGGUGUUUGAAAACUUAGGACAUGAUAGUGAUAAGAACACAUUUUUAAAUGAACUCAUCAAUGUGUCCGGGGCAAGCACAAGGACAGCUGAACCACCCUGUAGACCUGUACCACGACAAGUUCAACCACAAGUUUAUAUGAACAAUCACUUGUAUCAUAAUGAUACUGGCGUGAAUUGCCGAAGUGCUGUACGACGAACAUCUACAGCCAACACUCUACAACAUUAUGCUAACCAACCUUAUAAUCCAACUAUUGAUGGAUUAAAUGUGUAUCCUCAUAGUUUGGAAGGUUUUCCAGCCCAAGUUGAUUCUGUUCAUCGAAUUUCUCCAACACCAAGAACCACCCCCAGCUUCAUUCCUCAAAGUACAUCCCCCUCACUUAAUAAUCCCAGUUCAUCAAACAUAAUUUCGAGAGGUUUAACCAUGUCUCAAAGUACUAGGGAUAACAGUUGCAUUACUGCAUCACUUCCUAAUUUGAUGAAUGGUUCUUAUGAUAACCAACAUGUUGAUCAAUUAGUGGAUCAGGUUGCCUCUAGAUGUCAGCAACUACCACAAAGUAAUUUACGUCAUGUUGUUAUUGAUGGCAGUAAUGUUGCUAUGAGUCAUGGUAACAACAAAGUAUUUUCAUGUCGUGGUAUUUUACUGUGUGUCAAUUGGUUCCGUCAACGUGGUCAUACUCAGAUCACCGUUUUCGUGCCCUCUUGGAGAAAGGAAUCGGCAAAGAUGGAUAAUCCAAUUAUGGAUCAACAAAUCCUUAAACAACUCGAGGAUAAAAAUUGUCUGACGUUCACGCCAUCGAGAAAGGUUAAUGGGAGGCGUAUUGUCUGCUAUGAUGAUCGUUUUAUUGUCAGGCUUGCGGAUCGUACGGACGGCAUCAUUGUUUCCAAUGAUAAUUUUAAAGAUCUUGCUGCCGAGAAUCCAAAAUGGCGGGAUGUCAUAGAACGGAGACUCUUAAUGUAUUCUUUUGUAAAUGACAUGUUUAUGCCACCAGAUGAUCCUCUUGGUCGCCAUGGACCCACAUUAGAUGAGUUUCUACAAAAGGGAACGGCAUUUCAUCGAAGAGUAUGUCCUUACGGUCGUAGAUGCACGUAUGGUAAUCGUUGUAAAUAUUAUCAUCCAGAAAGAGAAGAAAAUAGAGCACAAAUGUACAAUAGACUGCAAAUGUACAAUAGUCUUCAGGCGUUGUUUCCCAAACAUGAAAAUCUUAUUCAGGAAGUUAUGAGGAUGUUUCCUAACGAAACAGAUGCCAAUACAUUGGCGACUAAAAUUUUGAAUAAGAUGCAUUGACUUGCCUUCAUGGAAACGCUUAUGUUCGAAGAUUGGCGUUUAUGAAACUAGAAGGGAAAUUAGGGGAUUCUUAGUGUCACGAUGUUGGUAUUUUAUGUCUUGCACUACUGAAUUUUUCCUAUUCUCCAAUUUCAGCGUUCAUAUGUUUUAUAAUCGGUUGUAAAUUGCGUUUCUUUAAUACUGUAAAUAGCAAUCAACGUAAAAUCAUCAACGUAUUUUGAUGAUUUUAAACCAAGAACAGUUUUAUGGGGGUAAUAUAUCAAAAGAACAGCAAUUCUUAAAUAUGAAAUGAAGUAAUCUCUAUGAGAAGUUAGUAAUGUAUGUAAUUCUUUUAAUUACUGUUUUCCGACAUGGGAAAUUGAUUCAUUCGGAAUUUUAAAGUAAAUUGCACUAUCUAAUUAUGUUUUUUAGCACUGUGUGCUAAUGUGAAUAAAUAUUUGCAAAUUUGUA